AGCCAGUGCGUGGCGCAGGAGGAAAACUUCAGAAAUUCAGUGAAUCUCUUUUUGUCACUUUACGCGUGAAAUAUGUAGGUUUUAGUGAAAAUAUUUAUUUAUUCCCAGCACCACCAGCAACUUCUAGAUGGAAGAUGUCGUCGGACAGGAUCGAAUGGGUCGAGAUCAUAGAGCCCCGCACAAAGGAGCACAUGUACGCAAAUCUCUCCACUGGAGAGUGCGUCUGGGAUCCGCCUGAGGGUGUCAAUAUAAAGCGAACAAACGACUCUCAGUGGUGGGAGCUCUUUGAUACCAACACCCAUCGCUUCUACUACUACAAUGUGGCAUCGCAGACCACGGUGUGGCAUCGGCCGGUGGAUUGCGACAUCAUCCCACUGGCGAAGCUGCAGACGCUGAAGCAGAACACAGAGAGGAAGGAUGAGUCCACGCAGACGUCCCACGGGAAGGUGAAUAGCAGUGCAAUUAUCUCUAAACUCUUCCGGAGUGAUCCUCGUGCUGAGAUUAAGGGCGCAUCGUCAAAGGAGCGCGGUCCACAGGAGUCUCGGAGUGUAGAACUCCUCUCAAGUCCACAGGGUCGCCACAGUUUCCGGCCGAGCUCUACAGAUUCGCCGGGUGGUCGCCACGAUGCCCACAAAUACUGUCGUCACACGGGAGGAUCGACGUCGCCGCGCAACAGCAGCCAGAGGCAUGAUUCCGGCAAGUCCAGUGACUCCAGCCUCUCCAGUGCCCACGGAUAUCGGCGUCUGCAGGACGGCGGGAGUCUUCGGAUUGGGCAGCAGCAGCACGGCGGACGGAAGAAGCAGCACAGUGCUGAGAAUUGCUACAGGAUGCUCCAGGAGAGCAACAGUUCGCACAACAUUCCCCAUGUGGCGAUGGGUGGGAGCGACAUGAAGCCAUCGUCACAGUAUCCAAAGCAGAAGUUGCCCUACUCACUCUCCAACUCGUCUGACCUGGCCGGGAGUGCAUCCCCGGCGCACUCCACCAGCACGCCGCAGCUGAAGAAGAAGCACGCCGGAGAUUUCGCCUCACGCACGUCCGCCGAUGCAACCAAACACCAGAGUUUCGACUUUGUUGGAAAAGAUCCUCCGCUCGUCUCUCUGACGCGCUCCGGGAGCUUCAUGUCAUCGCCGCGCCAGCAGCAUCAGUCGCGAACGGUGACGACGCCGGGCAAUGAAGGAAAUGGAGGUGGUAGUGAUGAUUCUAUGCAUGAGAAAUAUUUUAAAUCUGUUGAAAACACACCAGUGACCCGACGACGUCACACCACAUCGGCCAAGGGCGCCGCGAUUGCGUCGGGAGCGUCAGGUGGCGGGGGCAACGAUACGAGAGCCAGCGGGAGUGGAACAUCGUCGAGAGGACUGGCCACGGGCGGAACAGGCGGAUCAAGUGAUUCGAGUCCACAGAGUCCAAUAAGUCCGCAGAAUCAUGCAACGAAACCAGUGAGGCCAUCACUCUUGAGCAGUGUCUCCAUCGCCAUAGAUACCCCAAGCUCCUAUAUUUCUAGUCACAAGAAUGAUCCGGAACUGCUGAAUCUGGAUCUACCAACAAAGCCCGAAAGAUAUUUGGACAAGAUGAAGCUCGACAAGGGGAAGGUGUCACCGGGAAGCGUGUCAAAUAGUUCAGGCUUGUCGAUACAGCAAAUCAAUAGCCUGAUGAAGCCACUGGCGAACAAGUACAGCGGUGCUGUGACGUCUAGUCAAUGCCAAAAUGAAUUGGGUGCACCGGUGAGGCAGCAGCAUACAUCGUCAUUUAGCAAUACACCAAAGGAGCAUAAGGAGGAAUCAUCGCCGGCCGUGAUUCCCUAUCUCAGCAAGCCAAAUCUCGAGAGGCACAACAAGGAGAUGCACAAGCACAGCGCCGAGAGGGCCACGUCCACGGGUAGGCGCACGAGACGUCGGCAGCAGUACAUGAUGGGCACGAUGACCAGCGAUGCGGAGUACGACAAUGGGAACAUUUCGCCACUGUACAGCAAUUGGGAUCAGGAGAUGCAGGAACAUCUUCUACCUCUGCAGCACUAUAUUAUAGAGCAGGCCAAACUGUCUGGAUGCUACAGACUUGGUGAUCCUCUGGAUUCGGAUUCUCUCCACUCAGAUAGUCAAUCGGAGCAUUCUUUCUCUGGUCACGAGCCCGACAAUGAGGAUUCUGAUCACUCAGACGGUCGCGGUGAUUACCUGACGCAUCACUGUGUCACUGGAGAGGAUUAUGGGAUGACGAGAGGCAGUGGUGGUGCUGGUCACACAUCCUACUACAAUAUCGGAUUGAACUUCGACAAGGGUGAAAAGGAAGACAUAUCUUCCGAGGUGGAGGCCAAACUGGAAAGUGCUCGAGAUGAGCCACAAAUAUACAGCCCUGUGCGGAAUCACCCAAUCUUCCCAAUGGGCGGCAGCUCAGGUCUGCCCCAUCAUCACCACCAUGGAAAGAUGAGUGGUGUGCAGAAGCAGCACUCAAUGCCGUCGCCUGGCUUCCAUCUUCAGCAAUCAAUUGACCGACACAUGCACGGAAUGUCCAAAAUGCUUCCACCAUCCGGACCUGGUGGCGCUCCGCAGUUGGCCAUAAUGAAGGAGUGCGAUAUUGAGAAGUUUGCGCAAGACAAUCUGAACCUGCACUCGAAGGGAAUCUUCAGGAAGAAGUCAUCCGUGCGGGAUAUGCUGAGUUGGACGGGCAACGCUAUCAGUCGACCCAUGUUGGCAGUGUCGCGUGAUAAGGCGGGCAAGAAGAUGGCCACGGAGUUGUUCAAGCUGGUGCAAAUCUACAUGGGUGAUCGCAAAGCAAGACAAGGAAUGAGUCUCAAUUCCGUGGUAAUUGAUAUCAUCUCGCUGGCAGUGCAGCAGCCACCACUCCGUGAUGAAUUAUACGUGCAAUUGUGCCGCCAAACAACGGAGAAUCCAUCGCGUGAGUCUUUGAUUCGAGGGUGGGAAUUGAUGGCCAUUUGUUUGUCUUUUUUGCCUCCCUCGCCCACUUUCCAACCAGCUCUUCUGAACUACAUGAAUCGCCAUCGGGAUCCUACCUUCGCCACGAGCUUCCCAGAGGUGGGAAAGUGGCCAAUUCACGUGCAAAUAUCACAUUAUGCCACAAUUGCGUGUCGAAGAUUGGAUAGGAUUGGGAGUUCGGGGAAGAAGCAAGCCAAAAAGCCAUCAGAAGACGAAGUGAAUCAAGCAAGGGAUCAAAUCUUUCGGGACAGUAUGUUUGGCAAUACACUUCAGGAGGUGAUGGAUCUGCAGAAGGACAGGUUCCCAGAUCGUCAAUUGCCAUGGAUUCAGGUGACGCUGUCCGAGCAGGUGCUCCUGAUGGGCGGAAAACAAACUGAGGGCAUCUUUCGUGUUCCUGCGGACGUUGAUGAGGUGAUGUACUUGAAAAAUCGCCUAGAUCGAUGGGAAAUUCCAGAGUACAAGCCCUCAAUGGAUGCACACUCACCGGCCAGUCUUCUGAAGCUUUGGUACCGCGAACUCUAUGAUCCUCUUAUACCUGAUGAUCUGUACGAGAAGUGUGUUCAGACUGAGGAUCCCGAGGAGGCAGCAACGAUUGUUAACAAAUUGCCACGAAUUAACAGGAUGGUUCUCACGUACUUGAUUCACUUCUUGCAACAAUUUGCUCAGCCCGAUGUUGUGGCCAACACGAAGAUGGAUUCAUCGAAUUUGGCAAUGGUAUUCGCACCUAAUUGCCUGAGGUGCACAUCACAGGAUCCCAAAGUUAUACUCGAGAAUGCGAGGAAGGAAAUGGCCUUCCUGCGCACCCUCAUCAUCAAUAUGGACACAUCGAGUGUGGCAUAUCUCAAGUGAGAAGCUUUCCCAGUCAUCGCUCCAGUUAAUUGCUAAAGAACAAAAACAUGCUGUUUGCCAAGGUAAGAAUUUCUUCUCAAUAUUUCCCAAACACUUCUUUCAAUAGUGCAGUUGACGAUUUUAAACAGUGUGCUAUAAAAUUGAAUUUCUGAUGAAGAGAGAAUAUCCUUGCUCCAAAAGAGAAUGUAUUUGUCUUUUUGAACAAAAAAAAAGUUACACAGAAGAUUGAAAAGUAUUAAAAAAUUUUCCUAUAGUGAGAGAAGGUGAAAAAUGAUGAAAUUUAGGCGUUUUAGAAUUUGACGAAGAGAGAAUUUAUCAUGCAGAGAGAAAGAGAGAGGAAGGAAAUAUUAAAAUCCUAUCAAAUACGCUCUUAUUUAGUGGCAACAUUUUCUUUGAAACCUAAGCGAAGAAAAUUCAAGAAAUAUUUAUUGAUGGACGCAAUUUAUUACUUUAAAGAAAAUCUACAUUAGAAGAUUGAAGAGAAAUACAAUAAUUAAAUAACAAAUAAGUCGCUAGAGUGUUCCACAGUUUUUUGAUGAUUAAACGAUGAUGAAAGUAACUUUUGAAGAACAUGAAUCAAAUGAGCCACCAAUAAGCUUGGGUGAAGCAGAAUUUAGGAGAGAAGUGGAGUAAAAAUAGAGAUAAAAAUAUUUUUGCAAUACUUUAAAGAGGAAGAAUGAUAGAAAAAGCCAUUAUUGAAUUAUGAAAAGAAUACUGCAUUGUAAUAUUUAUUGUAAUCAAUUAUUAAUUAAUUCUCUCUCCAAAGUGUUUUUAGACAUGCAAAGAAGAAGAAAAAAGAGAAAUUCCACUAAGAUUCCUGAAAAAAAAACAA
Molecule: messenger RNA, 4608 nt
Organism: Phlebotomus argentipes
Lineage: Eukaryota; Metazoa; Arthropoda; Insecta; Diptera; Psychodidae
Gene: RhoGAP93B
Product: rho GTPase-activating protein 39
Exons: 13
Coding region: 135-3776 (1213 amino acids)
Biological process (GO): signal transduction
Cellular component (GO): cytoplasm; cytoskeleton
Molecular function (GO): GTPase activator activity; protein binding
Source: RefSeq, a predicted model, not a curated record